UGUCCUGGCGACUCAACAACUACAUCCGGGUAACUGUGGUGACCUUGGUUGGUUAAUCAUCAUGGCGGCUAUUGUCAGGUUGAGUUCUGUGUUUCGCAGAGGAGUCAAACCUCUGUUCUACCAAGGCACUCUGUUGGCCAGGCCGCUGGUAGUACCACACAACUACCAGGAACAGCCCCACCAGCUGACAGCAAGGAUCCAUGCAUCACAGGCUCUGAACGCGGGCUCUGGCUCCAAAGCCGCCUCUCUGCACUGGACAGGAGAGCGAGUGGUGAGCAUCCUGCUGCUGGCCCUGGGACCCGCAGCCUAUUUCAGCCCCUGUCCUGCCGUCGACUACUCCCUGGCUGCUGCCCUGACCCUGCAUGGACACUGGGGUAUCGGGCAGGUAUUAACAGACUACGUUCAUGGGGACGCAAAGAUCAAGAUGACCAACGCCGGCCUCUUCCUCCUGUCCACGGUCACCUUCGCCGGUCUCUGCUACUUCAACUACAACGACGUGGGCCUCUGCAAAGCCAUCGCCCUGCUCUGGAGCAAAUGAGUUAACUGUGGAAGCUUGGAGGACCGAGACACCGGGAGAAGAGAAAUCUUGUCCUGGCUGAUUGUAAAAAAUUGAAGGUGUUCUAUGUAAAUUGUUAUAAAUAUAUCAUGUUGACGAUAUAACAGUGAUUCACAGGUGUGUAACUGUAAUUAGCGUCCAUCAAUUCAGGCUUGGUCUCUGUUUUAAGUUUUCCGUCAACAACUGGCAUCCAUUUUCUCUUCUAAAAUGUGGGAGAUAUUCAGAUCUUUUAGUUCAAUGUGGACUUCUAGCAACGUUCCCCUGUAGAUUUUCAUCAUAAGCAACAAGAAUAACUACAAAUAGGAGCUACCAGUUUCCUCGCAUGUAAUCGUUAUAUUUACUGGGUACAUGCAUAAACCGCUACAACUUCAAUUAAGUCUUACACAAAAGUGCUGUCUGUUCGGGUCUUGUAUGUUGCUCAUUUGUUAAAUGUAUUUUCUUUCAUUCACAAUGUGUACAUACUACCUUUUGCUCAAACUCAUCAGGGAUAGCAUAGCAGAUCUGCGCGCCCUCCACACUAACCCCCCCACCAGGAAGAUCCACCUACUGUUUCUUUUGUUGCUACACUCUUAGCCUUUCCCUCACCUCGAGUUUCACUGUAUGCUGAUGACAGACCGCUGUUUGCAGAUCUCCAGCUGUUUGUUUUUGUUGAGAGCAGACUGCCUUUGCUUUCGUUAGCUAACUGCUGCCCUAUUGAAGGUUCAUUAAAGAUAGGCAAGAACGGAAGUGCAUCCUUAAAUCAAGCCAAUCCUACAUCACCAACACAAUGGCUUUAACGUUUUUGCAGCGUACAAAAGUAUAAUUCACACGUGGUUUCUGCAAUGAACAAAAGAACGUAGCAUUACCGCGCCUGUAACUUCAUUUGUUGAGUCGUACUUCAUGUACAGUAUGGAUUACAAAGCGCUUCCGCUGUAAGUGAGCAAACGACAAAAUAAAAACAUGUCGAACUUGAAAAUAUUUCACACAAAUGUAUUGAUGGCAGUUGUAUUUAUUUAUUACCUCUUGGGGGGAAACAUAGAAACCUCAUUUCACUGUUCCUUCAUCAAUGUGAGCCUAUAUAAGAUUCAAUAUGGCUGACGAAUCAAACUCCUUCAUUUAUUCCAGCUAUAAUCUUUAGUACUGCUUGUAUGGGUGUCGCCGGUUGUGUUGGCUUUAAAACCGGUUUGUACUUCAUUUGGUUGUCUCAAUGCUCACGCAGUAAAUGUUUGAGAGCUUACACGUUUUGUCUUGGUCUGUUUGAUUCUUCCAAAUUGUUCAUUUGUCAUUUCUGUGAAAUUUUUGUUCAACUUUUCAGAUUAUACGCACAAAAUCCGAUGUGGCAAGAAAAAUGCACUGUUCCUGCCUCAGCAAAAUAAAGUUUGCUUUACAGA
Messenger RNA from Gymnodraco acuticeps, 1926 nucleotides. RefSeq names its product succinate dehydrogenase complex, subunit D, integral membrane protein b (gene sdhdb). The coding region runs from base 62 to 538 and encodes 158 amino acids. NCBI's taxonomy places the organism in Eukaryota, Metazoa, Chordata, Actinopteri, Perciformes, Bathydraconidae. Gene Ontology annotation, molecular function: ubiquinone binding; heme binding. The transcript is spliced from 4 exons. Gene Ontology annotation, cellular component: membrane; mitochondrial envelope. The record is from RefSeq and is a predicted model, not a curated record. Gene Ontology annotation, biological process: tricarboxylic acid cycle; mitochondrial electron transport, succinate to ubiquinone.